Drosophila subobscura is the source of this 734-nucleotide messenger RNA. RefSeq names its product UPF0729 protein GD16342. The record is from RefSeq and is a predicted model, not a curated record. Lineage: Eukaryota; Metazoa; Arthropoda; Insecta; Diptera; Drosophilidae. The transcript has 2 exons. The coding region runs from base 140 to 514 and encodes 124 amino acids.
UUCCGAGGGUCUAUCUAUCGAUAGCUCCGCGGUCACACUGCAGCUGAUAGCAAAAACAGAAAUGAAUUAAAUUUUUCGGGGUCGGGGGCAAAUAAAAGAGAAUUGUUUAAGCGAAUAUACUAGCAGAAAUUUAGAAAAAAUGGUGUGCCUACCGUGCUUUAUCAUUCCAUUGUUGCUCUACAUUUGGCACAAGUUCGUGCAGCCCAUUCUGCUGCGCUACUGGAAUCCGUGGGAGAAGAAAGACGCCCAGGGGAAUGUGAUCAAGGCGGGGCCGGACUUCCCCUUCGAGUGCAAGGGUGGCGUCUGUCCAUUUGUGCCCGGCAGCAAGAAGGCAAACAACGCUGACAACGACACAGAGACGACCACAACAACUGAAACAAUCACAGCCACAGAUGGCCAGGAGGCUACAACUACAACGAUUACAACCAGCAGCAGCAGCACCACCACCAACACCACAACCACUUUGUCGUCAUCAUCAGAGCCAAGUUUGGCGGAAACAAAGAAAUUAAUUUAGUCAAAAUUUCAUGUUUCUCUUCUAUUUUCUUCUUGCUUGUACUCUGACUUUUGACACAACGCACACAAUCACACACACACCAUACCAUGGAGCACGAGCCCGCCCCCGCCGUGUGAGUGUGCCCGGGGGACAGACACGUUAUCAGAGGAGCAGCAAAAACAAUUACGCUUAAAACAAAAAUGUUAACUUUAAUGUAAUACACAUUGCAAUCACCACCCAA